AGAGAGAGAGGUUGACGGUUGCUAGGUGACGGGGCGCAUAUACUGAAUUUUAACAAAAGAUCGGGGAAAGAGGGAGAGCUGGAGAGGGAGAGAGAGAGGAGAGGAGAGAGGGAGGGAGAGGAAAAGAGAGAGAUCGGAGAAAUUGAAUACAUGUAGAACAUAUAUAUAUUUAGAUAUAUAUUUUCACAGCGCGCGUGUCUGUGUGUGUGUGAGUGUGUGUGUGAGUGUGUGAGUGUGUGUGUGUGGCGGCGGCGGCGGCGGUGAGAGGGGGGACACCCGCAAAACGGAUACCUCAAAAAGGAAGGAUGUGAAAAAGGAUGGAGGGACCCAGGAAAAGAGGGGGGACAGGCUGCUGAAAAACAGCACCCUCUCUUAGUGCGAUAUAUAUCUGCCUCCCCCCCUCGGCAGGUUGCCAUGGUCGCCAUACCUACUCUCUCUCUCCUAUUGGUCCUGGCAGAGUGGGCAGGUCUGGUGGACGCCUCCCCCCACCUCCUGCUCCGGCCGAGUCCGCGGGAGCGUGAUGCAGGGGCCAUGAUGAACUUCAACAUCGCCGUGAUCCACGCCGGUGCGACAGUGCAGGCGGAGGCGGCGGUGGCAGGGCCUGGGGGAAGGGUGCUCUAUCCCGGCUUUGGCCGGGUGUACGGCUCCCUGGGGGAGAGCGUGGUCACCCAGUGGGGCUCUGCUAACGUCAUCUGGCUACAGGUGAAUGACAGUAGUCCUAAGACAGUACUGUCCCAGCUGUGUGAGCUGUUGGCGGCGCGGCCCCUGCAGGGUCUGGUUUAUGAAGAGGAGAGGCCCCCUCGCACAGCUUGGGGACCUUUGGCCCCCAUGCUGGAGUUUGUCUCUGCACAAACAGGACUGCCCAUAGUGGCUGUAGGAGGGGGAGCGGGGCUGGGGAGGAUGCCACAGGAAUCAGGUUCCGUCUUUCUCCAGUUCAGCUCCUCUACCGCACUCCAAUUAGAAGUCAUCUUUGAGGUGUUGGAGGAGUACGACUGGACUUCCUUUUCCGUGGUGUCCACGCGCCACCACGGCUACCAGGAUUUCCUGUCAGUGGUGGAGGGCCUAACGGACGGCUCGUUCAUUGGAUGGGAGAAGAAGAGCGUGGUGAUCCUGAACGUGACCGACGACCCUGGGGCACGCACACGCAGGCUGCUGAAGGAGAACGAGGCGCAGGUACGUUUGCUGUACUGCUCCCAGGAGGAGGCUGAGCUGGUUUUCCGAGCUGCCUGGGCCGCAGGUCAAGCCGGUGCCUCGCACAUGUGGUUUGCUGUGGGACCAGCCCUCUCCGGUUUGGGCAUGGAGAACCUGCCCCGGGCUUUAUUUGCUGUACGGCCUCAGGGCUGGAGGGACGAGCCCCGCCGAAGGAUCGCUCGCGGUGUGUCGGUGCUGACUCAUGGGGCAGUGGCGAUGCGAAAGGAAUACGGAACCACGGGUGGGCCAAACUUUGUCACCAACUGCAUGACGGAUGCCAAUCAGACCCAGAGACUGCGAGGCAGGAUGAGAUAUUUCGGCAACAUCACGCUUGGUGGUCGAGAUUACUCUUUUAAUAGUGACGGUUACCUGGCCAACCCCUUCCUGGACGUCAUCUCAUGGACACCUGGACGUGGAUGGGAAGAUGUAGGCUGGUGGGAGAAUGGCGUGCUGAGGUUACGGUACCCAGCCUGGUCCCGCUACGGGCCAUUCCUUAAACCACCCGAUGAUGCCCAGCACCUGCGUGUUGUCACACUGGAAGAAAGGCCAUUUGUCAUUGUAGAGCUUGCAGACCCUGCAUCUGGAACCUGCAUCCGUGACUCAGUUCCCUGCAGACGACCCCUUAAUGCCAGUGCCAUCCAUGAGGGCGUGGCUCCAAUGAAGCAGUGCUGCAAGGGUUUCUGCAUUGACAUCCUCAAGAGAUUGGCCAAAAUUGUCGGCUUCACCUACGAUCUUUACUUAGUGACCAAUGGGAAACAUGGGAAGAAAAUUGAUGGGGUUUGGAACGGCAUGAUUGGAGAGGUGGUGUACAAGCGGGCGGAUAUGGCCAUUGGCUCGCUGACUAUCAAUGAGGAGAGGUCAGAAGUUGUGGAUUUCUCUGUGCCCUUUGUGGAAACGGGGAUCAGUGUCAUGGUCUCCCGUAGCAAUGGGACUGUAUCGCCAUCAGCUUUCUUAGAGCCCUACAGUCCAGCGGUGUGGGUGAUGAUGUUUGUCAUGUGCCUGACCGUCGUGGCUGUGACUGUCUUUAUUUUUGAGUUCUUCAGCCCCGUAGGCUACAACCGCAGUCUCCAGACUGGCAAGAAGGCUGGAGGGUCUACUUUCACUAUAGGAAAGUCUGUCUGGCUUUUGUGGGCCAUUGUCUUUAACAACUCUGUGCCAGUGGAGAACCCAAGAGGAACCACAAGCAAGAUCAUGGUGCUGAUUUGGGCCUUCUUUGCUGUCAUUUUUCUGGCCUCCUACACUGCUAACCUGGCUGCCUUCAUGAUCCAGGAGGAGUACAUUGACACAGUGUCAGGCCUCUCGGACAAGAAGUUUCAGCAUCCCGAGGAGCAGUACCCACCUCUGAAGUUUGGCACGGUGCCCAACGGUAGCACAGAAAAAAACAUCCGCUCCAACUACCCAGACAUGCACCAGUACAUGGGAAAAUACAACCAGAAGGGAGUGGAGGAUGCCAUACUGAACCUCAAGACCGGGAAACUGGAUGCCUUUAUUUAUGACGCUGCAGUACUGAACUAUAUGGCUCGGAAGGACGAAGGUUGUAAGGUGAUGACCAUAGGCUCGGGGAAGGUUUUUGCCACCACAGGCUACGGUAUCGCCCUGCACAAAAAUUCACGCUGGAAACGUCCUCUUGACCUGGCCCUGCUGCAGCUGGUGGGAGAUGAUGAGAUUGAGAUGCUGGAGCGCCUCUGGCUGUCAGGUAUCUGCCAUAAUGACAAAAUUGAGGUGAUGAGCAGUAAACUGGACAUUGACAACAUGGCUGGGGUCUUCUACAUGCUGCUGGUGGCUAUGGGCCUCAGCCUGCUGGUGUUUGCCUGGGAACACUUAGUGUACUGGAAGCUGCGCCACUGCAUGGCCACUAGUUCUGGAAAAUUGGACUUUCUCUUGGCAAUCAGCAGGGGCAUGUACAGCUGCUGUAGCUUUGAGGAUGAAACAGCAACAGGUGGAGCUAAAAGUCUGCCAACGCAUCACCACACAGCAAUGGUUACAGUUCCGUCACAGUCACAUGUUGUUUCAACGUCUUUGACCAACCCAGCAAUUGCAAUGGCGCAACAGCAGCAACAACCACAACCGCAGCAACCGCAGCCCGUGUACAAAACACCUCUACCGGGCUCUCCUCCCACCGUGGUGCAUUCUGGGACAGCACUGGGUCCAGCUAACACACCGAUAGCUGGUGCACCCCUACCUUGCUCCACCUUCCUGCCACGGCCAGACCGCAGACUGGCUGUGGUGGAUCGUUGGAGGCUGCCCAAAUCUGCUACAGCCACCAACCCAAUGGCUGUAAGGGGGGGUAUCAGUGACAUGGGACCCUUUGCUCAGAAAGUCCCACCAAACUGGGCUUCCACUGCUGGAGGGGCUGGGGGACUUGAUGGUUAUAAACGUUACUAUGGUCCCAUUGACCCUGAGGGACUGGGGCCCUGCAUGGAGCAGCAGGCAGGGUCCCAGACCCCCAAGACUAUGCCCAGGGGCCACCCCCAGCCCCCUCCAGCCAGUGUGGCCUUCUACUCAGAGAAGGGCAUCGACCAUGGGGUGGGGAAGAAGGUGGUAGGAGGUGGCAGCGGGGGUCAGGGGAAAGGGGCUGUUAAACCUCUGGGCACUCCCAGACUGCCUCCUAAGAGUCAGGCACCCUACCUCCUACACCCCGCUGCCACACCCCUCCCCCCUCUCCCCUCAUCCUUCUUGAGGAAACGAAGGCCCAAGAAGCCCAAAGAGUCCGGGGGGCCACUAUACGAGAACAUUCUGCCCCUAGGGCGGAGGGGAGGAGCACGAGAUGGUGUGAGGGAGGGAGUAGGGAGGAGGGCACGCCCCCUCUCUCCCCCACUCUCACUUCCUGUACCAGUACCCCUCAGCCCCUCCUAUACCCCUCCUUCUCCCUCUGCAUCCUUGCACUAUACAUCCUCGUCCUCUUCGUCAACCACAUCAUCCACAUCCACGUCGUCAUCUGCCUCAUCUUCUCGCUCCACCUCUCCUACUUACUCUUACAGCUCCUCCAGGAGCACACGGGACAGAACUGGAGGAAUAGAUGGAGAGGAUGAUGAUGACGAUGAGGAGCUGACAGAAGAGUCAAGCCUCCUCCUUGGGAGGGGAAGAGAGAGGGAGCGCUCAAUCAUCCGGCCUCGUUCUCUCAGUCACGGCCGCCUGCCACCACCCAUACCCCCCAGGAAACCACGCACGUCCUGGGGUGACAGAGAAAGGGAACGAGGGAGAGAAAGAGGUGGGAGCCAACUGUCUCAGCUCCAAGAGUGGUGGGCAAGCUGGAGUGAGAGAGAGAGGAGUGGAGCAGGUGGAGAUGCUGAGCGGCAAAAAAGGGAAAAGAAGAGAAGAAAAGAGAAGGAGAAGGAGAAGAAGAAAAAGAAAAAGAACAAAAAGAGGAAAAAGCGAGAAGAAAGGGAAAGAGAGCGAGAGAGAGAAAGGAAGCGUAGAAAAGUAAAAAAGAGGAAGAAGAAGGCCCUUAAAACAAAGAAAAGGAAGAAAUCAACAGGGGGAAAGCGGUCUGAGACAGAGGAGGGAGAUAUAGAGGCAGACAGGGAAGGAGAGGCAGAGGGAGAGAGGGAAGGAGGAAUACAAGACUACUCUUCAUUUUCUGCGCAGUAUCGGAGCACAUUUGGGGAAAAGGGGCGCGAUUCAUGGGAAGGAGAUAGGGAGAGAUGUAGAAGAGAAGGAGGAGAUGAGGGCAAUGACAGGGAAGAGGAGGACAGUGGAAGAAGCAGGGAGAGGCGCCCUAAAUCCUCACACUCUCAUUCAAGGCAUCGUACACCCAGUAAGCGCUAUCCUAACCUGAACAAGCUCCCUGCGUCCGUCAAAUUUUGGGUAAAUGGAAGAGGAGGUGACUCUAAUGCUCCUCCAAUAUCCCUCCAUCCGCUUCUUCCAUCCUCUAAGCGGCGAAGAAGUGGGGGGAUGGAUAGAGAUGAUAGCGGCAGGCUUGGAGAACGGCGUCCUUUGUUAAUGCGUUAUGAAAAAGAGAAAGCACACACAAGAGAAGGGCUAUCCUUCCAUGAGUGGGACUCUGAAGACGACGAUGAUGAUGAUGAGGAGGAGGAGGAAGAGGAGGAGAGGGAUAGAGUGAGGGAACGGGUGGAGGGCAGGGGAAGGAGGGCAGGUAGGGGGGCCGUCUCUGAGUCAGAGAGGGACAGGGCCAGGGCAGAGGACAGUUACUCAGAUGAGGGCUCGUCGGGGGAGUUUGGCCGUUUUGAAAGAUACUGGGAGGGAGGUUCAGGGGGAAGUGGCACUGGGAUAGGGGGCAUAGGAGGAGGAGGCUGGUUCUUUGGUACCUACCCCUCCAGAGAGAAAGGGGGCAGUGUCAACAGUCGAGAUGAUUCAUUACUAGGAACUAGAGCAGAAGGCUGGAUUGGAGCUGAUUUCUGGGGAUCGGGACCAGGUGUUGGUUGGGGUUCUGGGGGAGGGAGCGGGGGUUUGGGUUCGCAGUGGCCACCACCUCCAGCAGCCUUCCCUCCACCUCGACGAUACUGGUCUAUGGACAAAAUUCCUGUGAAGGGUGAGAAAAAGUGGAAGAGUGGAGGAGGGAAGAACAAGGGACGAUCUAGGGAAAGGGGGGAAGAAGCGCCACGGGCGACCAUGUGUUCCUGUAGCCUUUACCCCCAACCCCAUCCUUAUCCACAUCCCCACAGUCGCUCACACACCUCCCAUUCCAAGAGAGGAUCCACAGCACUUUCCCAUAGCCAGGAAGAGCUUCUCCCCCACUGCCACAGCUUCAGCGGUGUCUCUCGUCCUAAGCCGCUGCCCCCCAAACCCGAUUCCAGCCAGGCCAAAUCAGGCAGCCAAUCUAACCUCAGCCUCAGCACACAGCCCACAGACCAUCCGCCUCAGCCCUCACCGUCACCACCACAGCAGCCGUCCAUGUCUCCCACGUCCCUCCCGAUGCCCAUCCCACCUCCACCCUCCUCAUCCUCUGUCUCGCCACCAGCAGGGGUAGGGAUGGAAGGCCAGGCCCAGGCUCCGGCUUCAGCCAGUGCCAAACUCCAAUAUCAGAGACUGCGCUCUGUGCCACAGCCACGGAGGUUCUACUCUCCCCACCUGCCACUCAAAGCCAAGAGCCUGUGCUCACGUCGAGGGUCGGCCCACUUCUCUAGCCUGGAGAGCGAGGUAUGACAGGGGGAGAGGAGAGAGGGAGACGUGAGAGCGAGCACCACUGCUGUUGUGUACCGUGGUGCCAUGGCAGCUGGAGCCAGGGAUGAUGUCGGAGAUAUGGCUGCCCAGGUGACCACAGGUAAUCAAUUAGCAACUACCACUGCUGGAGCUGAUACGGACAGUAGCUCUAUUGUUAACACGAGCCAGUGUGAGAGCAACACUGCUGCCACCCGCUCCAUCGUACGCGUUCUAGUGAGGGCGACAGUGAGACGCCAUACCAGGGUGAGCUACGUGCGCCUGGAUGGUUCCCACGAUGAUGAUGAGAGUGAAGGCGAGGCUGCAUCUCCGGGGACAGCAGCCCCAGAACUUCUUCUCUGCUCAGAAAUGAGCUUUGUGAUGUCAUCUUCGGUUCUCCUCCCCUCCCCGAGUCACAACUGUGGAUAACAGUAGUCUCCAACCUGUGAGUAAUGAUGUCAUGUUUGUACACACACACACACACACAAACACACACACGCACGCACGCACACACGAACACACACACACACACACAGAUAAAAUGCUCAAAACGUCUCCCUCCCUCUGGCUUUGAGAACACACCUCGGUGGGAUGAGGAAAGACCCACCUUCUCCCAAAAGAUGCCAGAAUAGUUGUCGUGUCUGGCUUCCUCUCCUGUCUGGCUUUUGGCUUUUGAACUGGACUGGAGGACUGCUUGUCAUGUGUUGGAGAGACCACUCCUUCCUCUUCCCUUUUGUAAAUCAGAUGAUAUGAAAAGCAAUGCAGUCACCUCUCUCAUGCACUGUCUGCCUGAUCACCUUUCACUGGGCAGUGAGGACAGUGCUACUUAUUUGCCCUUUGACCUCAUGACACCAUCAGACCCAUCUAGCUCUACCCCAGGACCAUCUACGUGAUGUCAUGUUUUACUAGAAACCCUUUUAACCAAUCAGAGAGAAAAGGAACAACUUCUCCUCUUCCCUGUUGGAGCUUGUAAUGCUUGAACACAGUUGAGUAUCGACAUAUUUGAAUAACAAACUGGAGAUCAAAAAGAGAAAUAACAAUAAGAACAAAAAAGACAUGUAGCAGAUUUUCUUUUAUGUCUGUCUUUUCUUUUCUUAUUCAGACUUUUCUCCCCAUGCCCUCUUUUUUAUUCUAUCAAUAUCUGAUUGUGUUAGUGUUUUAAUAAAGAGGAGACUGGAUGUGGCUAGUGUUGGAAGUGGGAAUGAUUCAACAGCUGUGCCAAAUUUAAGUGAAGAGCUUUUAAGUAAAAUUGGUUUGCAAGUUAUCCGUCUUCACGGAUGAAAUCCCAUUUUUUAUUUCCACAUGCAAACUGCGCAUAAUUCACCCUCAUGGAAGUGGAUCAAGAGGAUGAUUGGUGCAAUAUCUGUAAUUGGCACUAGAUGGCUGCAUAAUAUUCAAAUAAGCUUUUGAGACAAUUGUGCAGGAGUUGGAAGCAGGAGUUGGAAGUACAUGAUACGGAAGAAGGGUUGUUUAGCUAUAAACUUUAUUACUUUUAUGAAAGUGGCCAGUCAGGAUUUAUUCCGAGGAGCUGAGGAGAAUUAAAAAAAAGUGCAGUGCAUUGGAAAAAGCUCUCUUAGGAUGUGAUUUUAUGUUGCUACUCUAUUGUACCUUGGCAGAGUUUGUAGGUGAUGGAUUAUAAGAAGCACAAUUCCUCAUUGUAUUUUUUUCAAACACGUGUGCCACAGUUGUGCAUGCACAAUCUCCAGGUACCAUAUUUUGUUGGCGUAACUAUUCACUUAAUGUUGAAGUCAUGUUGCUAUGACGGAGAAUAAAAUCCACUGUAACCAGUGUUUAAGUACCACGACACUUGUGCUGAGGAAACUGCCCGCUGUGGCUGUUUCCUUUUGGCGAAUAAGACUGAACGAUAUAUAUACUGUGAACGUUUUGAGGUGCACCUACACUAGCUGACACUUCACUGAAUGCAGUCAGUGAUAACUCGCGUUAUCAAGAUUAUCAGAUGACUGUUUGACUCUGAGCAAUAUUCCCACCUCCAAUGUGACAUGGAUGCAAUAGCACAUCUUUUUGCAUCGAACACAUUCAAGUUUUAUCUCUAUUUUAAAAUGUAAAAAAUCAGAGGUGUUCCAUUCGUUCAAUUAUUUUCUUAUCGGUAGGACAAAUUUCAUCUAACCUGGUCAGAUACAAUUGUGAUCAGGUCUGUAAGUCCAAAGCACCAGGCUGUAGCUGACCAGUAUGACUAUUAAAAAAAUGUGUUUCAGAGAGGGUAGUGUUGUGUAGCAUUGCACCUUCUGUGAGCUGUGCAAAAAGCCAUCUACUGUGUAAACUGUGCCAAUAAUGCAGUGCAUAGACUCUGUAUUUUCAUAAUCCACCUCAUCUCUCACGCUAAGACCAGCCACAGCCCAGCUCUUCUUCUGUCAUAGUUGAAUGUAGCUUUGACAUGAUGUAGCAAAAGAACACCUACUUUUAGACUUUGUAGCUUUUCGUUUUGUUUUUCUUCUUUUGGAUGCUGUUGAUAAGGGUUAGAAGGAGGGAGGUGGUUGACCUGCUAAGUUAUGGGCUGUGCGUUGUGUUUGUGCAUGUCGUCACAGAUCGAAGGGUUAGUCGACCUUCUCGUUUCCCCCUUUUUAACUCCUUUGCCUUGCAGUGAGGCCAGACUGUACCUUUUAUCUGCACAUGGAUUGCUUUUUUCUAAGUCUGCGUGGGGCAAUUUUUAAAAACAAUCUGUCGCUGUUUUUAGAGAAAUGCUUUUGCCGUUUCCCAUUCUUUGGAAAGCCCCGGAAUCAUUGCAUGUUUAGCUGAAUGAAACCUCAAAGAUCUGUGGUGGGAGGGUUGUGUAGUUCAGUUUUAGCUAAUGCUUAGGACCCAGGACAGCCACCUUUAAGUGAGAUAGCAAGCUCGCUCUACUCUGCACCCUAACAGUGGAAAACACGUCAACAGUGCGACUGCUUCCUGCGCACUAGAACAAGGUUCUUUCCAACCAAUCAACAGGGUUUAAACCUGGUAUGUCAUUGAGCAUUACUGAUUUCUAUUGAGGCGCUAAUACUUAAGUCUGUGACUGCAUGAACAGAAGUGACUCUUAAAAACCCUCUGGCUUAUUUUGUUUUACUUAUUUUAUUUUAUGCUGAGAAAAAAAAGAAUAUAUUAAAAAUAUACUAUGUUUUUGAGAAUGUACCAUGUUAUACUGUGAUUUAACUGAGAUAUUUUAUUGUAUUCAAUUAUCAUUUGAAUUCUAUCAUUUAUCUAUAAAGAAAUAUAUAUGUACAAAUAAAUAUAUACAUAUAUAUACAUACAGGUAUAUAUAUAUAUUAGUUAAGUUUGGUAUAUUUGGAGGAAGUGUUAGAUGAAAUAGUUUUAAAUGUUUUAGCUUUGUAGCGAUUCUAGACACUGAAAUCAUUUUUGAAUUUUGAUUCCUCCUAUAUGACUGUGAAGACAUUAGUGCCUGUGACAAAAAAGACAAGUAAAAGUCGAAACUCUCUAUUCAUCUGUAUCUACUAUAGCUAUCAGUCUGUCACUCCUCUACAGUACUACCUAACAUGACUUUUUUGGCAUUCGCUGCUUUUACACAUCAGUAUGUUUCUCUCACACAGUCUGCUGUCUCUUUUGCUUUGUACUGCUCUCCUCUGCAGUUCCUUCUCCUGGUUUUUAUUAACAAGCUAUGAACACUCUCCACCUCUCCUCUUUUAAAGCCGCAUCUCAUGGUGAUCACAUCUCUUUGUUAAUUAACCCAUCCAUUGACCUUUGUUUUUAUUUCCUUUGAUCGCUUUCUUUUUUUUUUGUUAAAUCAGCUCAUUACUCUGUCUCUCACUUAGCAAAAAACAGAGACCAGUAGAUACUGUGUUCUUGCUCCUUUUGACUGAUUGUUGAUGAUGAUGAUCAAUUAAUUGAUUGAUAAAAAAAUAAUUAAUGAACAAUGUUGCUAUUACUGAUGUGACUGAAGUGUGUAUCUGACGACCACACCACUGUAGCGAGUCUGGGCUGUACCACACCACCAGGGAGCAAAUGGGGCCACAGUUGCUAUGGUGUUGCCAUGGCAUUUUCAUGGCGUUGCCAUGGUGUCCUCUGCACCGCCACCACCUGGUGCCUGCUGGGUAAUAUAGCAUAAUGUCCUUCACUUUCCCCAAAGUAAUGGUCAUAGAUCCGCUGUGCUUCCCUCUGCAUAGCUUAAGACCUUAAGAUGUAGGACUUGGAAUAUUUUAAAAGGGGCAGCAUGGUGGUGACAUGUCUGCUGUUAAUGCUGAUCUAGACUGGACUGGUUUGGCUCGAAAUGGCUAUGAGUGUCAAUACUGAGUUGAUCACCUAACCUUCAAAUCAUCUGUGUGUGCUGCUUGGCAUGUUCUCCCUUCACCUUCAUAUAACUUAUAGCCUGAAACCAGUCGGGAUCCAGAUGUGGCUCCUUUGCCAUGUUCACACUGCAAGCCUCGGUGCUCAGUUUGAAUUUCUUGUUCACAUCUGCCAUUUUUUUCUUCUUUUUUUGCUUGUUUAAAUUAGUUUUUGACCCCUGUAUGAAUAACCUGCGUGGUAGAAAGAACAAAUCCAAGGGCAUUACAAGCAGAAUGCUGCUGUAAAUAUGGAGACCACUGAACACAGCGAUUAGAGUAUCAUUAAUAGGCUGAUGAGCAGUGGAAGCUUGCAAAUUUGUGAUGAGAAGAAAGAGACUUCUCAGUUCUGACAUUUUUGAUGCAGCGCCACUUCUGUAAGGAGAAGUGUGUGGAAGCUAGAAAAAUGCACCAUGCCAAGAAGGGGCAGGUGCUAGGUUGAAAACAGGCAUACAACAAAAGAAAAAAAUCAACAGCUUGCACACUGCAGGGCUCCAGUUUUACCUAUUUAUUGCACCACAAAGAAUGCCACGUUUCCAACCACUGCUUUUCAUCAGAACUCUUCAGCAGUGGUGCUUAAAUGUCACAUUCGUUGUGAUGCAAUAAAUAGGUAAAAAUGGAGCCCUGCGGUGUUUCUUUUGUUGCAAGUGCAGUUGAAGCCAGGAAUGGUGGGAUCAUGAAGUGAAUAGCCUCAGUGAAACAGAUUUGGUCAAAAAAACUAAGGAUAUUUUUUUGAUAAACUAUAUAGCAGUGUACCUCCAUCCCAACACAGUGAAGUAGAAAAGUGUGUCGUUUCAAAUUCACUGUUCAGACUGAGUGAAAGUAGAAAUCAGAUUUGUAUCCAAUUCAAAAUUAGAAUUGAAAAGAUAAGAUUGAAUGCAAGUUGUGCAGACACACACACACACACACACACACACACACACACACACACACACA
Molecule: messenger RNA, 11501 nt
Organism: Oreochromis niloticus (Nile tilapia)
Lineage: Eukaryota; Metazoa; Chordata; Actinopteri; Cichliformes; Cichlidae
Gene: grin2db
Product: glutamate receptor, ionotropic, N-methyl D-aspartate 2D, b
Biological process (GO): monoatomic ion transport
Cellular component (GO): membrane
Molecular function (GO): ligand-gated monoatomic ion channel activity; signaling receptor activity
Source: RefSeq, a predicted model, not a curated record